This is a messenger RNA of Symbiodinium natans, 1113 nucleotides long. Lineage: Eukaryota; Dinophyceae; Suessiales; Symbiodiniaceae. The record is from the annotation of a GenBank genome assembly.
AUGCAGCCACGCAAAGAGCCGGGCCCUCCCUUGGAGCUGCUCCCGUGGACUGCGGUCGCGUGCGCGGCGUGCGCUGUCUUCUCGGCGGGCUUGCUCACUGCAGCCUACCGCGAUGGCGGCAUCAGUGAGGCGUGGCCUUCGGGCGAAGACACAGCAGCCGUCCGACACCACGCUGCUUCGGCAGUGAUGCUUGUCUUCUCCGCCUUUGUGCUGGAGAUCGGCUUCCUGCUUACAGGAGUUCUCUUCGGCCGGACCAACGACCAAGACCUUAGUGGCCGGAUGGGGAACUACAGAGUGAUGGACUCGUUGCUCACGCUCUUUGAGUACAGCCUCAAGUUGGCGGGUGGGAUCUGCAUCUGGAAGCUCGACGGCUUCGUGCACACGGAUCUCUGGGCCGUCGGUGGCCCGCGGCCGGUGUACUUCCUGCGGUUCCUGCAGUGGUCCAUAGCUGUCCCUGUCUUGAUCCUGAUCUCGAAUCGCGCGUUUUUGGCCCAGCUCGGUUUUCGAGCGACGCUGCUACGCUCUUUGCCCUCCCUGGUGGCCGUGUUCCUCUCCGUUUGGUUGUCGUGGGUGAUGGAGGUGACGACAGUGUACGCCUGGAGGUGGCCCUGCAUGUUCGUCAGCGGUUUCUGCUUCGUAGUGGCGGAGGUGGAUCAGCUGUGCGACCGUGCUACUUUUGGCGUGCAAAGUUGUGCGGUUGAAUCGCACGGCCAUCCGGAGCGAGCCCAGGCGGAUGAGUCUGUUCUAGAACAGAGCGACCACCGGCAGUGCCGGCACGUGGAGCUCUACGGCCUAAAGCGGUGCAUGGUGGUCUACCAGCGCCUCAGGCUGCUUUGCUUCUCCUUCUACACGGGCGUCUUCAUGCUCGGCCGCUUCGGGCUCAUUGGCCUGCAGCAGGAGCAGUACAUCUACGCGUACUGCGACUCUACCGUCAAGGUCUUGCAGGGCGCUAUUUUGGCGCUGAUCCGCGGCUGCGAAGAUGCAAAGACGAUCCACGUUUGGUAUGCAGAGGCUGUCGCGUACAAGAAGGACUUCGAUGCCAUCCUGAAGCUGGCGCACGUGCCGAUCUUUACCAUGCGAACGGACUUGUACUUCCCGGCGAAGAACUGGUAG